AUGGUCGGGUGGCUGGAGACCUUCUCUGUCGCCGACCUGUUCGGCCGGUGCUUCGGCGGCAAGACCAAGGCGCCAGGCAAGGACGGCGACGCCCCCGUGCCCAUCCUCGAAGCCGAGGAAAACCCCAAGCAGCGACUGUCCAUCGAGGACCAAAAGAUUGGCCUGCUGAGCGGCCGAAAGCCGAUCAAUCAGGACCCGGGCAGCGAGCAACCGACGAAGAGGCGCUCCGUCAUGAGCACCGGCAUCUGGCUCAACGUGCAGCACCCCAAGAACGUCCGCAUCUACCGCAGUGCCCCCGCGGGCGAGGUACCUCUCUCCAAACUACCAACGGCCAAAGACCCCUCCACGACCCACGACUCGCAUUGCUAA
Acanthamoeba castellanii str. Neff is the source of this 369-nucleotide messenger RNA. RefSeq lists its product as uncharacterized. The transcript has 3 exons. The record is from RefSeq and is a predicted model, not a curated record. Lineage: Eukaryota; Discosea; Longamoebia; Acanthamoebidae. The coding region runs from base 1 to 369 and encodes 122 amino acids.